CGGAAACGGAAACUAACGAAGCCGAACCGGAGCGAGCAAAUACAAAAAAAUAAACAUGGAAGAAAACCAAAUAUCCAUGUGCGAGUUUUGCCGUCUAGACGGCGUUUAAUCUUCCGCGCUGAAUUACAGCGUUUACACGCGAAGGCUGCUCAUCCGACCUGGCCGUCUCUGUCUAACCCCGUGCCUUUCCUACCUCACUGUUCACCAGCAGAUCCAACCAUGGCGCUCCAGUUUGUGUAUAGCGACCGGGACCUUGUCCCAGAUGUGCGCCGCAGCAGUGGGAAAAGACCUGGGAUCGCACCAUCGGCAACAGAGUUUGACAGAACCAUCCGAGCCGGCUGGACAGACAGGAUGAAGGCGGGGCUCUUCCGCUACCAUCUGGGUGAUUUACAAACACGGAUCCUGCCGGGCCCGCAUGGCUACGUGGCCCAGCUGAAUAUUGAAAGAGGAAUAGAGAGAAGGAAGCCUCAGGAGAUACUCAGCAUUCAGCAGGAGUUCAAUGGCGAGCAGUUUAAUUUUAACAAGAUCAAUCCAGAGGAAAUCCUAUUUGAGAUGAUAAAGGAGGUUGAGGGAGGAAGCGAAAAGGGGCCGUUGCACGAACCCUGCAGGAUGGUUGUGCUGGUCAACGUCAGCCCUUUGGAGUUUGGCCAUUGUCUCCUCGUUCCCGACCCGUCCGGAUGUCUCCCACAGGUCGUGACGAGCUUCGCCAUCCGGGUUGGCAUUGAAUCCGUGCUUCUGAGCUCCGAUCCGGGCUUCCGCGUGGGGUUCAAUAGUCUGGGAGCAUUUGCGUCCGUCAAUCAUCUGCACCUCCACGGGUAUUACCUGGAGCACCAGCUCGAGAUAGAAUCUAUGCCGGUCAAGCCCCUGGUUCCUGAAAAGGGCUUUUAUGGCUUGUUGGACUUUCCGGCAGGCUUUUUGUUUUACACGGAGUCGGAGAGGGUGGAGGAAGUCGCCGAAGCCGUCUGUCGAGUCACAAACUUUCUUGUGGACGGCGACGUCGCUCACAACCUGUUCCUGACGAGAGGUAGUCCGCCCCGUGGACGCACACGGAGCGAAGAGGAACGCUGUUCAAGGAGAGGCGUCCGCGUCGCCGUGUGGCCGAGAGCGUCGUGCUUCGGCGCCAAAGAGGAAUCGGCCUUCAAUGUGGCUCUCUGUGAGCUCGCCGGACAUUUACCUUUUAAGAACAAGAAGGAUUAUGAGCUCAUUUCUGAGAGAGAUGUAACAGAUAUCAUCCAGAGGUACCUUCUGCCCGAUUCAGAGUUUCACACCUUGGAGCAGCAGCUCACUCGUCACUUAAAGGAUUUAUAAAGUAUGCAGUUGUUUUAAAUCAACGCUUUCACAAUGUGUUUUUCUUUUGUCGGUUAAGAAAAGAGUGAGAGUGAGAGUAAGAGAGUCUUUACUGCGCUUUGGGGAUAUGCUGAAUCUUUCCUGCUGCCUGGCCUAAAUAUAACAUGUGCUCAGAAAGAUCUUUAUCAGUGAGAAUAUAUUCGAUGGACUAAGGGGUGUGCUGUAUUAAAACUGGUAAUAAACUGCCAAAGAGCAUUUUAUUUGAA
Molecule: messenger RNA, 1553 nt
Organism: Gasterosteus aculeatus aculeatus (three-spined stickleback)
Lineage: Eukaryota; Metazoa; Chordata; Actinopteri; Perciformes; Gasterosteidae
Product: GDP-D-glucose phosphorylase 1
Biological process (GO): glucose metabolic process
Cellular component (GO): cytoplasm
Molecular function (GO): GDP-D-glucose phosphorylase activity
Source: RefSeq, a predicted model, not a curated record